ACCUGAAGAAUUUGUUCAAUCGUUAUACGAAGUAAGUCGAUCAAUUAGAAUUCAGAUGACUUCAACUAGAAGUGGAAGCGGAUCACCUGGAGGAAGUAGCAGUGGAGCUUCAACUUCAAGAAAAUGGUUAUGGAAUUUUAGUCCUACUAAAUGGAGAGAAAAAGACGAUUCUGAUACUUCUGUGACAGAAACUAGUGUUAGUUCUCGCAAAAGAUCAAAUCCGAGCGGAUCUAGUGGAAAUAGUGCCAAAAAGAGACGAAGGCGUUUUUCAGACGUUUCGGAAACUAUGUCCAGUUCAGAAGAAUCUGUUGGAACCGAAGAAAAUAGGAGAAAUGAAAAUAAACUGAACGACACAGAUAUGUGGAACAUUUCAUCAUUAAUGAAUACAAUGAAUUGGCGUGCUUUAGGAAGAACCUUAGGGUUGGAAGAAAGUGUUCUGUUAAAUAUAGAGCAUGCCUAUAAAGCCACCGGCUUUAGAGAAUGUGCCUAUCAAAUGUUGUUAGAAUGGAAAGGACGUCAACCUCAAAAAUGUACGUUUGGUACCUUGUAUACGUCACUGUGCAAAGAAAACAUGAAUGGUAUUGCCAAACAGUUGAGCGUCAUGAAAUUAGGAAAUCAGGAGUAGUUUCAAAUUAUAUGUAUAAUUUUCAUAUUGUUAUUUUGUAUAGCAGAAAUUUUCAUAAAAUUAGAUUAUCAUUUUAAAAUAUAUUUUUGUAAAUAAGUUUUUAUAUCUUUGUUACCUGAAAAUCAAUUCCAACAUUGCAUACCGAAAAUGACGGAACUCCUGACAUUCACAGUGAUUCAGUCAGAUAAAUUAUUGUUCAUAAUCAUGAAAAAUUUUUUAAUAAUCAUUUAAGAAAAGAUUAUUAAAUUGAUAAUAUCAAUAUAUAUCAUAUAACAUAUAUAAUCAUUUAUUGUGUAUCAUUUUCAGUUGCUCACGGAAAAUACAUUUAUUGUUGAGUUAACUUUUUUUUAAAUAUGUACUAAGUUAAUGUUAUUCAUGUUACAUUUUAACUUUGACCAGGAAAUUUUCAGAUUCAUUGAAUUUGAAGAUUAUUGUAAUCUCUUUUUAAUACCAAUGUACAGAAGUAUUGUGCAAUGCCAGAAGAACAAAGUGAUACCGAAGAAUUUUUAAUGAAUACCUGAUUAAAUUUUAAAUAUAUAUCAUUUAAUUUUAUGGCAAU
Centruroides sculpturatus (bark scorpion) is the source of this 1184-nucleotide messenger RNA. RefSeq lists its product as uncharacterized. The transcript has 2 exons. The record is from RefSeq and is a predicted model, not a curated record. The coding region runs from base 56 to 625 and encodes 189 amino acids. Gene Ontology annotation, molecular function: protein binding. Gene Ontology annotation, biological process: signal transduction. NCBI's taxonomy places the organism in Eukaryota, Metazoa, Arthropoda, Arachnida, Scorpiones, Buthidae.